UGCGGAAUAAGCUUGGACCUAUCAAGUAAGUCCUAUUAAGCCUACUGGUUCCCCGAGUUACAGGCUAAUUAUUAUAGGAAGAGAAUUGGAGAUAUCAUCAAUCCUAAAAGGAGUGACUCAUGGAUGGGAGGGAUUUUGAAGCCAUACUUCCCAAGAUGGGUAGAAACAAUUGACCAGGAAAUCCUCAAAGAAGUUGAUAAAAAUAUCCCAGGAAGAAUGAGAUCCUUUGAAUGGCCUUUGUUUCAGAGUUUGAAAGAAGAAAAGACCUUGAUGAAAUUUUUAUACUCAUUUAAAAACUUUUUCUCUGAGAAUAUUAAUCUGAACAGUUGAUUCUUUUUGGGUGGACCAAGCAAGCACGGCAAAUCUUGGCUCCUAAAUAAGUGAUUACAUCAAUUUUCGCAAUCUGGGGCAAGACCACAAGCAGCACAUAUGAAGAUACAACAAGGAAUGAGUUUUGAGAUGUUUUUGUAUGAAUUUGACCAUAAAUGAAUUGAAAUGUUAUGUAAACUAGCUCCAAGUUACUCAGAACUUGCAGAUAGAAUUGGUAAUGUUAUGAGCAGAUUCUAUGAGAACAUUCUUAUUGAGCAACAACUUUAUAAAAUUUUAAAGGAAUGACUUGAAAGCCAGGAAAAUCCUCUAGACAGUUGUCAUACUUUACAACUAAGAAUAGCAGGAGCAAGUGAUGUUGCUAGUGAUUUAGUUGGCAAAUAUGAGGGCAGAGAUUACAAAGAAACACCUAUAUUGGAUAAUAUAGAUACACUUGUAGAGUCUAUUAAGAGUAAUUAUGGUGGUGAUGAUAAAUUGGCUCUACUUUCAGUGUUCUAUGCUGUCAUGUUAGAAAAAGAAAACGAUAGAAAGCCUCUUCAAUUUUACAAUUGUGGAUAUAGGGAUGGCAGAGAGUCCUUAAACUUCUUUUUCGAUUUAAUUAAUGACUAUGCAGGCUAUACUGAGCUUUACUAUGAUGAAAUAAACAUGAGUGAGGAAGAAUGGAAGGCAAAGGUACGACCAAUGAGAAAGAACAGAGAUGAUCCAUAUCUCCAAGACAAUUACCCUCAUGUAGUAUUUGCUAUCGAGAAAGCAGAAAGAUUCCUAGAAAUUGGGGAUCAGAGAGCAGAAGAUUGGCUUCAUGCUUUAAUUCUCAGGCUUUAUAACGGAAGUAGAUAUAGGAGACAUUUCCCUGUAAUUUUAGAAAGUUCAAAUUCAUACUAUUUUGGAUACCAAAUUUAUAACAAAUUAAACUUAUGGAAUCUGGCAUUUCCCACUCUCCAUGUUGGAGGAUAUGGAUUUAAUGCACUUUCCCCGAAACUCUCCAAAAUCUACAGCCAAAAUCAACUAAAACUAAUCACCAAUACAUUCGGCAACUGAAUCUUCCAAACCCACCUAUUCACCGAAGUCGCUCUUCGCAGUUCCCAAAAAUUCUCCCACCUCCUAUCCGCCUCCACCACCACGCUCCCCGAAUUCAAACGCAUCCGCAACAUAUUCCUCAACCGCCUCAACAAACUCUACCUCAACCACAACCUCGGCCCCGAGCUUGACUCCGGUGAAAUUGACUUCCUCAUCCUUCACUUCCUAAAACGCAUCUUAAAAUCCAGGACCAAAAUGAUCAAAAUCCAACUAACAAUAGAUUUACCUAUCCUAGAAGAGCCUGUAGUACAGGCUUUUCUCGAAGAGAAAAUCCUGUAUGCUGAGAAGCACUCAGGUUACAUCUUCUUGGACCAGAAGAUAUUUGAGAAGUUGAUGAAGGAAGUUGUGGAGAAGACUAAGAAUGUGGUAGUGAGGAAGAGGGGAAGUGAGAAAAUGGGAAUGCUGGAGAGAUAUAGGUUUAAGAGGUAUAGCAGGUAUAAUCCGAUUGGGUUUGAUUCAAUAAAAUAUGGGAGAAGAUCUAGACAGUUGAAGGUUAGUGAUGUUAUACAGAUGAAUGAGGAUCAGAGAUAUGAGUUGUUUGACCAUUAUUUUAAGAGAAAUGAUUAGAUUAAUUUG
Moneuplotes crassus is the source of this 1980-nucleotide messenger RNA. The record is from the annotation of a GenBank genome assembly. Lineage: Eukaryota; Ciliophora; Spirotrichea; Euplotida; Euplotidae.